This is a messenger RNA of Micromonas commoda, 1149 nucleotides long. RefSeq lists its product with no specific name. Bases 7 to 1098 code for a protein of 363 amino acids. The record is from RefSeq and is a predicted model, not a curated record. Lineage: Eukaryota; Viridiplantae; Chlorophyta; Mamiellophyceae; Mamiellales; Mamiellaceae. The transcript has a single exon.
CGUCCGAUGGCUGCGUGCAUGGCUUCCAAGAUGGCCGUCGCCCCUUCUCGGGGCGCGCUUGCCCGCAAGGUCUCCGUCAAGGCCGCGCGUCGCACCGCGAUCCGCGUCCGCGCCUUCGCCCCCGCCUACGACGAGGUCUUCGACGGGAACACCGGGCAGAUGGAGAAGGUGCUCUCGCAGUCCGUCGAGUCCGUCUCCGCGGGCGGCCUGGAGUGGAGCUACCGCGUCGGCGUCCCCGAGGAGGGCACCGAGGCCAAGCCCACCAAGGUGCUCAUGGUCCACGGCGCGGGUCUCAACUCGUUCACCUACAACAAGCUCUCCAGGGAGCUCCAGAAGAUGGGCUACACCACCUUCGCCCCAGACAUGCCCGGGCACGGCGCCACGUCGAAGCCCACCUCCGGUUUCGACUACUCUGCCGCCUCUUACCAAUCCGCGCUCGAGGCGUUCAUGACCGCCGCGGGCAUCGCCGACGUCGAGGACCCGGUGGACAUGGUCGUCUCCGGGUUCAUCACCUCCCAGGCGGCGCUCCUCCUCGCCGCCGCCAACCCAGGGCUCUUCCGCAGGGUCAUCGUGAUGAACACCCCGCUGGGCCCCGGGCACAAGCUCCCCGAUCCCCUCGCGGUUUACACCCGCCCGUUCGGCAUGGGCAAGGGCGCGCAGGCGGACGUUUACAAGCUGGCGUACUUUGGCAACGAGUUCGCCAUCCCCGAGGAGACCAUGGCCAAGUACGAGGCUCCUUACGCGGGCGGCGACGGCGAAGCCGCUCGCGCCGCGCUGGAAGCGACCGUGACCAAGAACGAUCUCAAGGCGCUCACGAGCGCGGUGAGCAAGGCUUGGUCCGUCCGCGGGCUGCCCAAGGUGCGGAUCGUGUGGGGCGUGAACGACAAGUAUCUGGGCGACAAGGACAUGUACAAGUGGGCGGAGGACGUGCGCGCAACCUUCGAUUGCAUCCGCAGCGUGGGGCACAUGCCGCAGGAGGAUUUCCCGCAAGAGGCGGCCAAGUUCGUCGGCGCCUACCUCGAGAGCGAGCUGAAGGUGAGCGCGCUGGGCAGCGUGCGUCUCGGGAAGGUUACCAAGGACGACGAUUACCAGAGGUGAUCGUCGGGAUCUAUCUCAAUUGAAUGCGCAAAAAAGCGAACAGUAGCAUCG